Messenger RNA from Aphanomyces astaci, 972 nucleotides. RefSeq lists its product as hypothetical. The record is from RefSeq and is a predicted model, not a curated record. The transcript is spliced from 5 exons. The coding region runs from base 1 to 972 and encodes 323 amino acids. NCBI's taxonomy places the organism in Eukaryota, Oomycota, Saprolegniomycetes, Saprolegniales, Verrucalvaceae.
AUGGAGCAGAAUAGCAACUCGCAGCACAACCCAGCUCAAACAGCGGACGAUUCCUUGGACGUCCUUUACGAGGAGCCUGGAGCAUACGCCGGUACGACGCGGAAGUCGUUUGGGUGCAGCGACGACAUCACUCUCCUGACGGCAGUCAACGACGCCAAGCCCUGCGACCUCAAGGCCAACCGACGGUUCAAAGUGGACAAAGACGGGCAAGGCUGCACGACCCGUUUCGACAAGCUGGCAAAGGCGUACAAGGAGCGUUCACUUGUCUCGAUACGCCGAAGCGGAACGGACGAGGAAUUCAAAGAAUGCGAGCAACUGUUGGAGGAUAUUUUGUCACAAGUCAACGACUUCGUAGAGAAAAAGGACGCCCUAGCAUCCUUUCUUGCGGCGAAGAAGGACGGCAUCAAGUCAUCUGGUGUUAUGAUGCGAAAAUUGGCGAUAGUGGUUGACUUUUCGCAGCACAUUACGACCGCAGUCGACAACGUCACGGGUGAAGACCCAAGUCUCAAAAUGGUGACAUCAUUUCUCAAAGACCGGUUUGAACAAGAAGAUAUGCGUGACGAAAAACGUGCACGUCGAGAGGAUGAGAGUGACCGUAAACAUCAUCUCAAGCGUGCGGACCUCGAGCACACGAAGACAACAUUUGCCGUGGCGUUCUGGAACAAGCACGGAGACACACCUCUUCGUGACAUCGUGAACGUCGACAAAACUACCGUAUACUAUACAUACCCCCGCGUCGCACGGACAAAGCUCCCUAUUCUCUUCAUCGUGUGCGGAACACCUGGUGGUCCCAUCGAGACAGACGAGCUUCCGACGUACCCCGCCGGUCAAGUCUACGCUAUCCAAGACAUAGUGUGGAUAGACGAGAACGUGUGGGUGUAUUUCCUACAAGAACUGCUCAAAUUCAAACUCAUCGGUCCGUCAGUGCUUCUCGGACUUGUCGUGGGACAUGCAGAGCUAAAAUAUUAUUGA